AUGUAAAUCUUGUACGAAUUGAACAAGAAAUAGAAAAUUUAGAGCUCUUUAAAUGAUCAAAAAUGUAUUUUGAUGACGUAAUUUAUAAAUUAAUAUAUGUAGUCGAACUAUAUAUUUCUAUGUAAGUUAAUUUCAAUCGUUAUUUCCUUAAUGCAUUAUUCUAGCUUGUUUGUUUUUAAUAUUUUCAUUAAAUUUUAAAUUUAUUUCAUCUACUAAAAUUUAUUUUUCCAAAAAUCCUUCGUAAGAACGAACUUCUAACUAAGAAAAAAAGUAAGUAAGAGAAAUUAAAUAUUCUAUGUAAUUGAUAACAUUUUUUUAAACAGUAUCUUAUUAUUAAGAUACUUUAACAAGGUAUAAUUCAAAAAUCUGUAAGGAGGGGUGAUUAAGAGAUUUUAAGGAAAUAAAUAAAUACUAUAUUUUUUAAAAUUGAUUAAGCCUUUUAGAUUAGAUUAUGUGUAAAGUCCUUUAUAAAAAAAUUUCAGGCAAGUAAUUUCUUUCUUUCUUUCCCCUUCGAGAGAUUAAGAGUUACUAGUGAAAGUAGCGGCUUUGAAAUUAAAUGAAAGUGAAUGA
Molecule: messenger RNA, 570 nt
Organism: Tetrahymena thermophila SB210
Lineage: Eukaryota; Ciliophora; Oligohymenophorea; Hymenostomatida; Tetrahymenidae
Product: transmembrane protein, putative
Exons: 1
Source: RefSeq, a predicted model, not a curated record